UCGUUCUUUCAUUCACUUGCGCAUAAUUGAUACUUUUAAUCUUUGUUUUGCUUGACGGACUCUGUCUUGUUGUUCUCGACGACACCCUUCCUUUAUUCUUUUUUACCUAUUUGUCUUUGCAAGGCAGUGCGGUCUCUCACAUGUUGGACUGCGCGUGUUGAAACGGACAUUGCAUCCUGUACCGACUCGAGGCGCCACCCAUCUGCGGCCUGAGUGGUGGUAAGGCGGCGCUUUCUCGCCUCAUCGAGCCGUUUGUCCGGCGAUUCCGGCGACAAUGACGACGACGCUCGCUUCCGAUGAGCCGGUGGUGGCUUCCGCUGCCGGCGAUGCUUUGGAUCCCUUCUUGACGACCCCUUCGGGUCCGACGCAUCUGCGGCACUCGAACUUCGACACCCAACUCUUCGCUUUGGCGCCCGGCUCCUCCGCCGAACAAGUGAAGCGCGCGAUCGAGGCCCAUUUGCGGGACACGGAACGGCGGAUGGAAGAGGCAGGAAAGCUCGGCACCGCGCUUGUCCAGCAACAGAAGCAGCUUACUGAGAAGCUGCGCGAGGUGGAACAGCUGCAGUCCGAGGCUGAGCUCACCCCCGAACUGCGCCAGCGGCUCAUCGAGAUUGAGAAGGAUUACAACGAAGUUGCCAGGGAGAGCGCCCGUGCCCUGCUUCCAAAGCAGAGAGUCCCAAGCAACGAGGCUCAAAGCAGCUCGCCGUUUUCUCCAGACAAGAGUGCGAACAGGCGUUCCGUGAGUCCCUCUAAGUUCGAGACUCUCGCCGCUCCAUCUCCGACGAAAUUCGGCAUCCCGAACCGCAAGGUCCGUAACCAGCCGGCGAGCCGGAUUCACGAUAUCGAGUUCGCCGCCGAGAUCAGCACUUCCCUGAUCGCACAGGUCCGGAAUCUUCAAGCCUUGCUCUCCGAGCGGGAGGAAGAGCUUAAGGAGGUCAAGUCAGAAAGGUCGACGUUGGAGAUCGAAGUCGAAGCGUUUCAGCAGCGCGUGAAGAGUCUGGACGAGAGCGAAAGUCGUUACAAGGAUGAGAACUGGAACCUUGAGACCCAGAUUCACGAGCUGCUUGCGGCACAAAAGGAGGCGGCCGAGCGGGAGAAGAAGCUCACGCAGGCGCUUAAUGUCGUCCAGUCCGAGAGAAACGCCACCCAGAGGGAGCUGGAAGAGGUCAAGGAGAGCCUGGCGAAACAGGACGAGAAACACUCUGCUGAGAUCAAGAACCUCGAGAUCGAGCUCGGCACAAGCCGCCGGACUGCUGUCGUUUUCGAGACCGAGCGCUCGGCCUUGCAGCGGAAGGUCGAGGAGCUCACCGGCCAGAACCAGGAGCUGGCUAAGGCGUUCUCCGCCCUUCAGCGCGGCCGGGCAUUAGAACGCGAAGGUUCCCACGGCGGUAGCGAGGAGGAUUCCAAUUCGGCUCCCGACCACAACACCCCGGAGCAUUCGCCGCCCCCGUCGCCAAUGAAGCCCACUCCUCGCCACUCUGCGCUGGAAUCUGAGACGCUCAAAACUUCGCUCGGCCACGCCCAACGUACCAUUCAGACUCUUCGGGCGAACAUCCACCGCGAGAAGACCGAGAAGUUGGAGCUGAAGCGUAUGCUUCAAGAUGCCCGGGAUGAAAUUGAGAAGCUGAGGAGUGACCCGCACCCUCAGCCGAAGAGGAGCCGCAAGGUUGAGCUGCGCGAGGUCAAGAAACCGGCGUUCAAGGUGACCCAGUUGGGCGUUCCACGAUCGAGUAGGAUCGAAGUGGUCGAAGACCCCGACUGGGAGGACCAGUCAGAAGCUGGGUCUUCUCCCCCUGGCCUGUCGCAUCGCAGCCUAGCGCUGCGCUCGGCCGGGAGUAAUGCCGCCCCUGUCGAGUCGGGUAGUGAUCACUUUGAGACGGCAAACGAAACCAGCGAUGCAGCUUUUGAGACGGCGCAGGAGAGGGGCACUGAAACUGAAGACUUCCAGACUGGUGCCGAGGAUAUGUCGGAUGAUGAUGCGGCGACAGAGACGGAGGCUGGUCCAUCCCGAGGUGCCAGCUCGAUCAAGCGUCCCCCGCCUCUGCCUCCGCACCAGUCCAGCAACCAUUAUUCGUUUGACAGCACCGCUUCGACUUCGAGCGACGAGGAUGAUUAUCCGUAUGGCUCCGAGAUCAAGACGCCCUCUGCCGGCCCCAGGAUGCGCAUGCGCAUGAGCCGUAGUUCUCUCACCCGUCGAUCUCGCCAAUUCAGCGAAGAGCCUGCCCUGCCGAGCAGCCCGACCAGCCAACCUGCCAACAGCGCCUCGGCAACCCCUAGCGGGCAGAGCCUGUAUGCGGAGCUGAACAACCUCGAUAAUAGUGAUGAAGACUCCUGUGCAGGGGCCGCUACUCCUAGCCGGAGGAGCGUCCGGUCUGCCACACCCGCCACUCCCCGUAGCGUUGUUCGAGGCCGUUCUUCGCCGCCGCCGGAGGUUCCGGCGCUGCCUAAGAUCAUGGUUGAUAGCGGCAUGAUGACUGAACCGAUGGGAAGUCGGCCGCUCUCCGAGGUCGUAGAGGAACAAAAGCAGCUUGGUGAGGGUGGCAAGUUUGGUUCCUCUUCACAGAGCGUCGCCUCACAGGAGCGACCAGCGUCGAGGGCAUCCGUGAUUGGACCUCGCGGGUUGGAUGCUCUGGGACAGUGGUCAGGAGAUGAGGUGAGGGAUGGCUUCUCGUCAAGACCUCUGUCUUCGAUCUCCUACAGCGAUGCCAGUGUCCAGCACGAUUGGGACAUGGACAGCAAGCUGGCUCAGUUCCCAUUACCGCCCACUGCGACGCCCAUUCUCCCGCCUCCACCCGCGUUGAGCUUCUCUUUCAUCCAAAUGGAGUCGAUCGAACCUCAGAUCGAACCGGAAUCACCUCCAACCCCGUCUCCAUUGACCAUGUCCUCGAUCUUGUCAGAACAUACCGAGCCGGUGAUAGAGAAAACGGAGUUGCCCACGCUUUCUAUGCCGACUCUGAUUUCUGAGCAUGUCGAACCCAUAGUCGAGCCAGAGCCGCCUUUACCGGGACCCUUGUCGCUCAACAUGUCCGCCAUUCUCUCUCGGGAUAUCGAGCCCGUGUCUGAACCGGAGCUGCCUCUGCCGGAGCUCCCGUCGUUCAACCUGUCGGCCAUUAUCUCGCGGAAUAUCGAGCCCGUGUCUGAACCGGAGCAACCGUCAGUGAAUCCGCCGACACUCAGUGUUCCUGAGAUUGUUCAUCAGGAUAUCGAGCCAGUUCCUCCGACGCCAAUCACUCUGUCCUUCUCUACCGUCCAGGCCGAACAAGUCGAGCCCAUCAGCGCGCCUGAGGUGGCUCCCCCAUCGCCAGUCGUGCUCUCCUGUCCAACCAUUCGCUUUGAACAAGUCGAGCCCAUCGAGCUUUCAGCACCUAUCGUCGAGAAGGCAUCGGAACCCAAGAUUGCCGUACCCGCGUCUUUGCCUCUUUCGCUCUCUGCCAUUGUUUCAGAGCACGUCGAGCCGCUAAGCGAUGAGCCCGGCUCACCCCUCAAGCUUUCAGUUUCAUCCCUGACUACCCAAGAGGUUGAACCCCUCCAAGAACUGGAGACGUCGGUGCCUCCUCUGGCUCUCGCCUCAAUUCAAGCUGUCGAUCUGGCGCCUCGCCCAGCACCAGCGUCGCCUCUAGCAAUGUCCUCCGUUCAGUCCUGGAGUGUUGAACCAAUGGAUGCUCCUGAGGAGCUGCCACCAACCUUGUCUCUGUCGGGCAUCGAAACUCAAAUCAUUGAGCCCAGUCAGCCAGAGGAGCCUAAGGUUGUUGCCUCAUUGCUAAGCUUUUCAGGAGUACAUUCAGUGCAUACAGAACCUGCUGAGCCUCGUAGCCCCAAGAGGAACGCAUUCAUCAUUCCUCGCGACGUGGAGAGGGCGGUCAACGGAGUACAGCCGCUACCUCAAACGCCUGAACCUAAAGCCGGACCUGCUCAGGAACAUGUCUCGAUGACGACAGACCAGGGCGCUCAGACAGCGUUGACAUCUGAGGCCAUCGACCAACUGCUGAGGGAGAAGGAGGAGCCUCUAGCCGUCGCUGGUUUCGGACGAUCGAAUUCGCUCGGUAGCAUUGGUACUCCUUCGACGGUGAGGAUCCAUCGCCCGCGUGAAGGGAGCAUCGACACGCCCUUACGAUCCAAAGGCAAAAUGUCCGAUUCUGCUACCGAUGGGCUGGAUGCCUCACUUCGGAGGCCAGGCAGUUCUGCGAGCGGCAUGGACUCCAUCAACGAAGUUCCACCGCUUCCCUCGAAUCAUAAGGAAGUUACCGAGGCAGCCAGAAGUGGUUCUUCACAAGGCGGCCAGGGGACAAUUGGCUCAAUGGGACCUCCAUUGAUCCCUGCUUCUGCCAUGCGAUCGCAGAACCAGUCUCUCAGACCUCGGACUCCCACCGGAUCGAGGCGACCAAUCUCUCCGGUUUCCUAUACCUCAGGCCGGGGGACGCCAACUCCUCGUGCCCCGCCAAGGUCUGGAUUCACUCCGGGAACGGCCGAUGUGCACGAGGUGCAGUCCCUCUCGAAGGGAACGAUCCGCAGCAGCCGGAAAUCUUCAAUCUCGUCGUUCACAUCCGAAGUCGAUACCCGGUUCAACAUGCACACCGGGCCCGGCUUCGAUCCACAAGGCUUCGGGCCCAACACCGAUCCUCGUAUGAUCCAGGCCAUCACGCAGACCAUGAUCGGCGAGUAUUUGUGGAAAUACACACGCAAACAUGGUCGCGGUGAGAUGUCGGAGAAGAGACAUCGCAGGUACUUCUGGGUCCACCCAUACACCCGGACUCUCUACUGGAGCGAUCGCGAUCCUUCGACCGCUGGGCGCUCAGAGUUGCGAGCUAAGAGUGUUCAAAUUGAGGCGGUGCGAGUGGUAGCCGAUGACAACCCCAUGCCACCCGGUCUGCACCGGAAGAGCCUGGUCAUUGUGUCUCCGGGCAGAAGCAUCAAGUUCACUUGCACCACUGGCCAGCGGCAUGAGACGUGGUUCAAUGCUCUGUCGUAUCUGCUGCUUCGCACCGCCAACGAGGGGCAGUCGGAUGCCGAGGAGAUCGCUGGAAGUAUCACCAGGGAAGACGUUGAAGAAUUCAACCCCCAGUUCGGGAGGCGUCAAGCAAAUGGCAACCAUGCACCCCCUUCGGUAUCGCCAUACGACUCGCGGACGCCGCGGGAGUCCCCGACCUUGGAUUACUCAAUGAGCAUCCCUACAUUGACGCCCUCACGCUCCAAGAGCUCGCAGGUUCGCGCGUCACAUGGCACUCUCAGCAGGAUCAGCGGGUAUUUGAGCCACAGCAAGCUCUCGGAAACCUUUGGCAGCAUCAGAAGCCGGAGUGUUCAGGGACGCCACUCCGUCCAAGGCUUCUACGAGGCUGAAGAAGUGCCUGACAGUGCCGAGGAUCUCAGGCGGAUGAUUGAGAAGCAGGACCGUGAGGCUGAUCGUCUCGAAAAUGUCCGAGCAUGCUGCGAUGGCAAGCACGAUGUCGGCACUCUCACUAAUAGUGCGAAAAAGGGCCGCAGCUCAGCCACAGGCUUCCGCUCGCCUACUCCGGGCCCUUCGACCCCCACGCCAGUUGGGACUAUCAGGUCCCGGGCGUGAAUGCAUCAUCUGGCUUCAUUCUCUGAGUUUCCUUGUUGGAAUAAUAACUCGCAAGCCUCCUGUCCAACCGCCUACGCAUGCAUCUUUUACCGUUCUUGUCGAUCGCUACUAGGACCGUUCUCCAACUGCAUUGGGACUUCUGUGAUGCAUACACCGGCCAUACACUACGGAUUCUCACGACGUUGAUGAUUUUCUUUUCCAUUUCCUCCCGCUCAUCGUCGUCUUCUGUACCACCACCGCACUCUUCAAAGCAACCCCGCUGCUGCCGCCGCCGCCACCAUUGCGGGUGAUCACCGCUGCGGCGCGUGUAUCAAGCACUAGGGAAAGGCGCAGUCAUUCAUCCACUCCGU
Chaetomium strumarium is the source of this 5910-nucleotide messenger RNA. RefSeq lists its product as uncharacterized. Gene Ontology annotation, molecular function: tubulin binding; phospholipid binding. The coding region runs from base 275 to 5560 and encodes 1761 amino acids. Gene Ontology annotation, biological process: microtubule cytoskeleton organization; maintenance of protein location in cell cortex. Gene Ontology annotation, cellular component: cell cortex; mitochondrion. NCBI's taxonomy places the organism in Eukaryota, Fungi, Ascomycota, Sordariomycetes, Sordariales, Chaetomiaceae. The record is from RefSeq and is a predicted model, not a curated record. The transcript is spliced from 3 exons.